GCCGGGGCCUGCAGCGGAGCCGAGCCGAGCCGAGCCCCGACGCGCUCCGUCCGCCUGCCGGCUCCCGGGAGCCCCGAGCGGCCGGAGCCUCAGAGGUGGCAGUGCGGGGAGCCCCACGCGCGGGGAAGCGCGGCGGACCGGGGGACGCGACUGCCGCUCGGCGGCGGGUGACGGACGCCGGAACCGCGGCCUCCGGGACCCUGCUUGCCCAGGCCGGCCGGCUUGGAGCGGGAGUGCGAGGACCCCACCCUCGGGGCACCGGGCGCCCGGACCCGCAGGAGGACCCUCCCUACUCCCGGGACAGCUAGAAGAGAUCGCCGCGGGGCACGCGGCUGUGCCUCCCACGCUGGCUCUGGAGGAGACCCCCAGAAGUCGGGAAGGGUAGUGGGACCUAGAGUGAAGCCGCCCUCACGCCUCAACGCACUCCAGACAGUUCGGGACUUUUGAGGCAGAGGGAAAGGGAGCCAUGCCUGUAGAGUAGGCACCCAGCAUCCCACCCAGGACUCACCGCGCCGAGGCGUCCUGACACGCACAAGCCUGGACCUACCAGGGAACCGUGAGGAAUCGGUUCCAGUUUGCUGGAGAGUGGAAGACCUCGUCCCUGAACUUCCGUGCACCUAGACAGUGGACCCAGGCAGCGCCCCUGCGCUCAGAUCUCCAGCGGACAGAAAGAGCCCUCAGCCCCUGAAAGAUCCCGUUUGGGGGAGACGGGGAUUCCCCCAAAGGGGAGGAGACAACUCCUGGCUGGGAGAGGCUCCUCCCCUCCUCCCUAGGGCCGCAGGCAGGGUGUGGGGGGUGUGCCACCUUCCCCAGGUAGGUCCUCCCUCUCCCCCUCCUCGGCCUCCUCCUCCUCGGCCUCCUCUUCCCCAGGGGACUCAGUUCCCUGCUUCAGCUUGGGAGGCUCCGCCAGGCACUGGAAGAGUCACUGAAGAUGCGACCUGCCACUUGCCUCUGAAGAGGGGAAUCCCUGCCACCUCAAACUUGUGUACCAGGUGGUUUCCUCCGGUGACUGGGGGAACCUCGGAGACAGAACCCGGAAGUGCGAUGGCCUCCGACCUGGAGAGUAGCCUCACCUCCAUAGACUGGCUGCCUCAGCUGACUCUCCGAGCUACCAUUGAGAAGCUUGGGAGCGCUUCUCAGGCUGGGCCUCCAGGGGGCAGUCGAAAGUGCUCUCCAGGCUCCCCCACAGAUCCUAAUGCCACCCUCAGCAAGGACGAGGCAGCGGUCCACCAAGAUGGCAAGCCGCGGUACAGCUACGCCACCCUCAUCACCUAUGCUAUCAACUCUUCCCCGGCUAAGAAGAUGACUCUCAGUGAGAUUUACCGCUGGAUCUGCGAUAACUUCCCCUAUUACAAGAAUGCUGGCAUCGGGUGGAAGAAUUCCAUUCGACACAACCUUUCUCUUAACAAGUGUUUCCGGAAGGUGCCCAGACCUCGGGAUGACCCUGGGAAGGGCUCUUAUUGGACAAUAGACACCUGCCCUGACAUUUCCCGGAAGAGAAGACACCCCCCAGAUGAUGACCUAUCCCAAGAUUCCCCAGAACAGGAGGCCAGCAAAAGCCCCCGGGGAGGUGGUCCAGCGAGUGGAGAAGCUUCCCUGUCUCAUGAGGGGAAUCCUCAGAUGUCACUGCAGAGCCCCUCCUCCAUGGCCAGCUACAGCCAGGGCCCAGGGUCUGUGGACGGUGCAGCAGUGGCAGCAGGGCCUCCAGGCCGGGAAGGCACAGAGGGUGGCCCUCCCCUCUACAACACCAACCAUGACUUCAAAUUCUCCUACUCAGAGAUCAACUUUCAGGACCUAAGCUGGUCCUUCCGCAACCUCUACAAGUCCAUGUUGGAGAGGUCCUCCUCACAGCACGGCUUUUCCUCACUCCUGGGAGACAUGCCACCAUCUAACAAUUACUACAUGUACCAGCAGCAGCAGCAGCAGCAGCAGCAGCCACAGUCUCAGCCACCACCCCAGCAACCACAACCACAACAGCAGCAGGCACCCACUCAGGGCCCCUCAAAUGUAGGGGGUGCCCCUCCACUACACACCCCAAGUCCUGAUGGCUGUACUCCACCAGGGGGAAAGCAAGCAGGAGCUGAAGGCUACGGCCCCCCAAGUGUGAUGGCCAUGCACCCUCCCCCACUGCAACAUGGAGGCUACCACCCUCAGCAGCACCAUACCCACCCCCACCCUGCCCAGCAGCCGCAGCAACAGGCACAGGGCCAGGCACCCAUCAACAGCCCUGGCUUUGCCUUUCCUUCAGACUGGUGCUCCAAUAUUGACUCCUUAAAGGAAAGCUUCAAAAUGGUGAACCGGCUCAACUGGUCCAGCAUCGAGCAGUCGCAAUUCUCAGAGCUGAUGGAGAGUCUACGGCAGGCAGAGCAGAAGAACUGGACCCUCGACCAGCAUCACAUCGCCAACCUGUGUGACUCCCUCAACCACUUCCUCACCCAGACUGGUCACAUGCCCCCACAAGGGGGCUCCCACCGACCACCUGCCCCUUCCCGCAUCACUGACUCCUGUGCUCUCACCAGUGGCAAACCAGAGCCAUCCAUGAACCAAGUGAACUCUUACGGGCACCCACAAGCCUCCCAUCUCUAUCCUGGCCCAGCACCAAUGUACCCGAUCCCCACCCAGGACUCAGCAGCAUACAAUCGCCCAGCGCACCACAUGGUUCCUCGGCCACCUGUCCCCCCUGGUGCCAAUGAGGAGAUUCCCGAUGACUUCGACUGGGACUUGAUCACUUAAUGAAUCAGCGUGGACAUCAGCCCACAGCCUGGCGGUGAAUUCUGGCCACGGGGGAAGGACAGUCCCCGCCCAUCCUCCCCCAACCUGUAUAUAGAUAUAUAUAUAGCUUCUUCCUGUUGUCUCUGCCAGAGAAGCCACUGCAGGAUGCCGCCGAGGACGACCCCCUUCCUCUCCUCGAUCUUCUGUUUCCCUUCUAGUUCUUUUAUUAUUAUUCUAAUUAUAUUAUUAUUAUUAUUAUUGGUUAUAUACUGCCCAGUCUACUGCCCUCUCGCCAUGGACUCUGCCCUCCCUUUGUCCAUUUCAGAUCUUCAGGCUGCACGAUGAGGCCGUGGCAGCUGUAGAGAAAGACUUCCCAUACUAGUUGACCUUUCUCUCCGAGAAGUGCAGUGCUGACCCCACCUUUCAGCUCCAGAUUGUGUUCUGUUCUUGUCUGUCUCCAGGGCUGGCCUGGAGAGGCCUCAGUAAGUAGAGGGGGUCUAAGACACUGCUUGGCAGCCGUGAUGCUGCACUUUUACUCAGUGGUGCUAAUUGUGUCCUCUGAGCUCUUCCUUUAUUGAGCCAGGCUUCCCUUUUCUGGCCGUGCUCACUCCUCAUGGAGGGUUGCCUUGGAGGGCUGGGUUGAGGAGAGUGCU
Messenger RNA from Acomys russatus (golden spiny mouse), 3365 nucleotides. RefSeq names its product forkhead box J2 (gene Foxj2). The record is from RefSeq and is a predicted model, not a curated record. Lineage: Eukaryota; Metazoa; Chordata; Mammalia; Rodentia; Muridae. The coding region runs from base 1045 to 2733 and encodes 562 amino acids. Gene Ontology annotation, biological process: regulation of transcription by RNA polymerase II. Gene Ontology annotation, molecular function: DNA-binding transcription factor activity, RNA polymerase II-specific; RNA polymerase II cis-regulatory region sequence-specific DNA binding. The transcript is spliced from 11 exons. Gene Ontology annotation, cellular component: nucleus.